UCCAGAAUUCCCUACAGUGUACCAGACUGACGAGGAGCAGGAGAGACUGAUGAGAUUGUACCAGGACCUUCACAGCGCCUUGCACCAUCCAACAAGACCUCUUCGCACUUUCUACCGCUGUGGUGAAACUGAAAACAUGCUGGCCCAGGUGACCAGCGGCUUUGAGCUCUACCUCUGCUUCAGUCCGUUGGCCACCAAAGCCAUGGCAGUCGCUGCCGUCAACAAGCUGCUGAAGUGGAUCAGGAAAGAGGAAGAUCGCCUUUUCAUCCUGAGUCCCCUCACAUACUGAGACCCAAAGCUUUAUGCAGAACCAGCAGCCCCUGCUCUAGUAACCACGCAAGCUUAUCGAGCUUCAAUUCCCUUUAUUUCUGCUAAUUAACUCUAAUCUCUGAGGGGAACUGAAGCAGCAUUUUAGCUGGAUACAUUUUUAUAACUUUUAAUUUCUGUCAUCCCUGGUGGAGCUCCACAAAAACAUGUGGCGUUUGCAUGCUGUUCAAGUUCUUAAUAAAAACAGCAGUUUCUUUUAUUUUAAAUACUAUGAAUUGAACUCUUAGAUAUUUAAAUCCAUGAGAAAACGCAUGUUGACGCAGUGGAAUGUAGUUUCUUGUUUUGACCUGCUGGCAUCAGCCACAUUCCUGCUGUCUUCUUAUUCUCUUAUGAUUCCAAGACUGUCACUUUAUGUCUAUUCUCUCCAAAAGGGCACUCCAUUAAGCAGACUUGAAUAUAUUUGUAUUAUUUUUGUCAUUCAAAUGUAACUCUUCUAAUUUCAGGGUCAAUUGCAUUUCUAAACCACAAACUAAUCUUUUUCGGCGUUUUGUCAAAGUUCACUGUGCUUCCUAUGGAUUCUGCUCGGUCUCUCGGGAAUUCAGUGUUGCUACAUCUGCCUUCACAUUUCAUGCCUUAACUAACAGAUAUCAAGCUGAUAUGAAGAUUUAUGGCAGCUACACUGCAGCAUUAUUAAGUAUGAAUAAAAAAAGAUCCAACUGAUGUUGUGCAAGCACUGAGUGAAGUCAUUCUUGAGGCUAAGAGCACAUCAGGAAGAGCUGUCCUCACAAACAUAUGCUCCUUUGUUUUUUUCUUUCUUGGUGCAAAUGAAUCAUUUUUGGCCUAAUAUGGAAGACUUGAAAUAUAUAUUUUGCUACAAAGUACAGGUUAAUACAUCUUAUUACAAAUUAAAAAACCUUUUAGUUGAAACAAAAGUCUGCUAAGACAACAAAGUAAAUUCUUAAAUUUUUGAUUAACAGUUGAAGUGAAAAACCUCAUAAACGUUUGUUGGAAGUAAAGACAAAUAAAUGUCCAAAAUGUUUGAAGUCCUUCAUAUGUGUUAUGCUUCCUGCUGUCACUUUGUUGUCAUUUGGCCUUUUUUAAAAAAAAAAAAAAAAA
This is a messenger RNA of Oryzias melastigma (Indian medaka), 1383 nucleotides long. RefSeq names its product protein SAND-like. Lineage: Eukaryota; Metazoa; Chordata; Actinopteri; Beloniformes; Adrianichthyidae. The record is from RefSeq and is a predicted model, not a curated record. Gene Ontology annotation, biological process: vesicle-mediated transport; protein targeting to vacuole.